Striga hermonthica is the source of this 504-nucleotide messenger RNA. NCBI's taxonomy places the organism in Eukaryota, Viridiplantae, Streptophyta, Magnoliopsida, Lamiales, Orobanchaceae. The record is from the annotation of a GenBank genome assembly.
AUGUGGGGGACCUCAAAAGACAUCUCAUCGCCAGCUUUCUUUGGGCGCCCAAACGAAUUUCGGGCCCUCCCAGGCCCGGUGUGGUCGCCGCCGCGGCCCCCGGCUAGUUGCCGACGCUGUUUAUCCACUCUGCAAAUGCUGGUCGAAAACAGACUAGCUUGUUUUCCAGCUGUUGAUGAUGAUUGGAAGUUGGUACCGGAAAGACCGAUAUGGACAUGUUUCUGGAAGUUUAUAGAACCUGGAAAGCUAUCUUGCCUGAGGACCCUUCGGGGUACCACCAAUCUUGAGGAUGCCGCUAGAUUACUUCUGGAGACAAAAUGCCGCCUCCUUCCUGUCGUGGACGAUAAUGUCAAGUUGGUUCGCGGCUCCCGGCGGUUGUCGAGCGGGGCUGGGACGGUCCUCUUCCAGAUGGUCAGGUUUGGGUUCUUCCUGUACAGCUCUUCGUGCCAGACCGCUUGGGCCUUCUUCUUCCCCCUUGCCCUCCGGAAUGUAGAUCUCGACUGA